This is a messenger RNA of Acanthamoeba castellanii str. Neff, 1059 nucleotides long. RefSeq names its product glucokinase. Gene Ontology annotation, biological process: glucose 6-phosphate metabolic process; glycolytic process. Gene Ontology annotation, molecular function: D-glucose binding; ATP binding; glucokinase activity. The transcript has 9 exons. The record is from RefSeq and is a predicted model, not a curated record. Bases 1 to 1059 code for a protein of 352 amino acids. NCBI's taxonomy places the organism in Eukaryota, Discosea, Longamoebia, Acanthamoebidae.
AUGACCAGCGCUCCGCCACUUCCCAUCUCCACGCUCGUUGACAUUGUCGAGGAGGCUCGGCCGGCCCUCCUUCAGUGGAAGGAUCGAUUCAAGGAGAGCCUGAAGUACUUCGUGGGUGUCGAUAUUGGUGGCACCAACACGCGCGUGGCGCUCGACACCGGCUCCUCCGACGAGUCCUACGUCCAGAUCGCCAAGUUCAGGGCGUCGAGCAGCAAGCACAUCGUUGAGGGACUCCAGCAGGUCGCCCGUCAGGUGGCCGACAUCCUCGGCGUCCCUGCCUCGGGCGCCUGUCUUGCCGGCGCCGGCCGCAUCAGCGACGAUGGCCUCUCGCUUGAUAUCACCAACUACCCCGGUACCCCUGCCGACCGCACGCUGACCUCGGAUCAGCUCCCGACCUACCUGUUCCCCGCUGAUGCGACACACUUCAUCAAUGACCUCGAAAGCACGUGCUACGGCCUCAAGUCCCUUAACGAGAGCCAGCAGCUCUCCUCCUUCUUCAAGCCCCUCUGGUCCACCUCGGACACCGUGAUGCCCAUGGAGUUCGGCCACGCCCUCUACUCGCCGGCCACCGACCCCUCCAAGAAGGACGAGGAGGACCGGCUCGCGGCCUACCUCUCGAAGACUCUCUACAGCGGCAAGCACGCCAUCGAGUACGAGGACAUCGUAUCGGGCCGCGGCGUCCUGGCCGUCUACCAGUGGAUCACCGCCGAGCACAAGGAGGCUGCCAAGUAUGAGUCGGCCGAGGAGGUCAGCACGGCCGCCUUCCGCGAGGACCCGUGCCCCUUCGCCACCAAGGCGCUGCUCAUCCACUACAGGUUCCUGAUGCGUGUGGCCAAGAACCUCUGCGUGGGGCUGCAGGCCAAGGGCAUGUUCCUUGCCGGUGACAACCAGGUGGUAAACAACCCCUUCUUCGAGAAGCACCUGCCGGAGAUGAGGGCCGAGUUUUUGGAUCACCCCAAGCCCGACUGGAUCGACAUGGUGGAGCUCUACACCCAGACGGAGAGCUUCAACAUCAACCUCCACGGCGCCCUCUACUACGCGCGUACCGACCAGCGCUGA